Messenger RNA from Penicillium samsonianum, 216 nucleotides. RefSeq lists its product as uncharacterized. NCBI's taxonomy places the organism in Eukaryota, Fungi, Ascomycota, Eurotiomycetes, Eurotiales, Aspergillaceae. The transcript is spliced from 2 exons. Bases 1 to 216 code for a protein of 71 amino acids. The record is from RefSeq and is a predicted model, not a curated record.
AUGACCAUCACCGAUAUCAUGGCUGCUAGUCUGAGGACUAAGUCGCUGCGCCCGCAUAUUGUUGCCCCGAUGCUGGUCGUGUCUCUCAUGGGUCCUCGUCAUGCCCGCGUCCUGGAGGCCGAUCUUGACGGAGAGAUUCUUAACAUACGCGCUUCUAAGAUGUACGAUUUCACACUGUUGGACUAUGUCGGUCAUCCCAUUGAUGCCUUUGUCUAG